Eimeria necatrix is the source of this 468-nucleotide messenger RNA. RefSeq lists its product as hypothetical. Gene Ontology annotation, cellular component: nucleolus. NCBI's taxonomy places the organism in Eukaryota, Apicomplexa, Conoidasida, Eucoccidiorida, Eimeriidae. The record is from RefSeq and is a predicted model, not a curated record. The transcript is spliced from 3 exons. Gene Ontology annotation, biological process: ribosomal large subunit biogenesis; ribosomal large subunit export from nucleus. The coding region runs from base 1 to 468 and encodes 155 amino acids.
AUGAAGAGCCUCAACGACGAGCAGGAGGAGUCCAUCAUGUCCUUGGCGCUCCUCCAGAACAAGAUAAAGAGAGACCCCCCGGCCUACCGCGAAGAAUUCCUUUUGCAGCUAACCAACUUCAGGGGCCUCGCGGAGGCCCUGAAGCAGCAGCCCUACAGGCCCACGAGGAAGCUGCAGAGUCUCGUCAUGUUCCUCGCCCACACCGCCCCUUGCUACAGCGCCGAAGUGCAAGACGCGUGGGCAGGGGGGCCCCCCAAGGGCCCCCAGGACUUGCCGGUGUUUGAUGCGUUUGGUACGGAGUCCAUACCAGCCCCGGGGGCCACCCGGGGGGGCCCCUCGCCUUCUGAAGAAGUAACGUGGGCAGGGGGGCCCCCCAAGGGCCCCCAGGACUUGCCGGUGUUUGACGCGUUUGGUACGGAGUCCAUACCAGCCCCGGGGGGCCCCCCGGGGGGGCCCCUCGCCUUCUGA